AUGAGUUCAGGGAACGACUCCCAAAUCAGCACUCCAGGAAAGCUGAGCCUCUAUGCCUCUGUGACAUGGUCCCACUCGGAGGACAUUGUCCGGAUCCAGUUCUUCCCCACCCAAUCUCGGGGCGUGAUGGACCACAGGGAGAAGUCGUGGAAAGGGAGCAGCCGGCCUGCCUCGGGACGAUUCCUGACCGUCAGCCGAGAUGGAAUCUUGCAUUACUGGAGCGACGCCUUUAAGAUGCUCCGGACUGUAUAUCUGGACCAGACUAAGCGACGUCACAGUUUGAAGCUCUGGGUGAUUGACAUGUUGUGCCUGCCGAACCUUAACCUUUUGGCGGUUUCCACCACAGACCAGGAUAUUGAGUUCUUUGACAUUGGAGGCAGCAAAUGCGACCGGCUCUUUUCCUUGGUCGAUCUGGACGGAUGCGCCACCGCCAUGGACUACUGGACAGAUGGGUGCAAAGGGGUUUUCUGCGUCGGAGACCUGAAGGGCAACGUCCUGAUUUUCACCUCCACCGAUGUGGUCACCAACGGCCUCUUCAACAUCCGUAGCUUCAUAGGAGGAUUAGCCAGGGUGCCUGUCCAUCUCCUGAUGAAGGGAAAGACCCUCCUCUACCGGAAUUUCACCGUAUCGGCUGUGCACGGAGACUGGUGUCAACAGGUCAUGUACAUUCCCCAGCUCAAUUUGGUUGCUUCCUGCACACCGGCUGAGAAGUCUGCCAUGGCUCUGACUUCGCUCCCUCUGCACAACAUCGGAAAAAUCCAGUCGGCGUUGAUUGUCCUGCGGAAGGGGAUUCUGUGCUUUGACUACUCUCCCGAAAUGAACAUUGUGGUCACAGGGGGCUAUGAUCCCCUGAUCCGGAUCUGGAAUCCGUAUGUCACCAACAGUCCCAUCACUCACCUCAAGGGCCACUUGACAGCUGUCACUCACCUCAUGAUCAAUCGGCAGAAGAAAACCAUCAUCAGUAUCUCCAAAGACAAGAAUAUCCGCGUCUGGGAUCUACUGGAUCACUUCUGCCUGCAGUCGAUCCACGGGCGGAACGUCCCGCUGGGCAACUGCCCCAUCUCCUCCGUUUACUACCACCGGCAUCAAAAUAUCUUGAUCUGCGCCACUUACAAGAUUGGGUUAUUCUUUGGUGCUGAAUUCACUGAGGCGGAAAUGAAGACCCAGGAGCCUCUGCUGUGUUGUGCCCUCUACAACAAGAUCUUCAAACAGGCAGUCAGCGGCUAUUACAACGGGCUGGUCACUGUUUCGGAUGUCAUGACCGGGCAGAAGAUUAUGGAGUUUUCCACCACCUCAGACCAAGCCCUGGAGAUGACCGGCAUGAUCUUUGAUCCACCAGAACGGCGACUCAUCACCGCCCUGAAAAACGGGAUGAUCAAACUGUGGAACUUCAACAAUGGGGCUUGCCUGAUGGAGAUUCCCAUUGAGGAGAAGACAGAGGUGGGUGGAAGGAACCAAGUUGGUCUAGUAUGA
Pseudonaja textilis is the source of this 1473-nucleotide messenger RNA. Lineage: Eukaryota; Metazoa; Chordata; Lepidosauria; Squamata; Elapidae. The record is from RefSeq and is a predicted model, not a curated record.